Messenger RNA from Nothoprocta perdicaria, 3279 nucleotides. RefSeq names its product adenylate kinase 9-like. Bases 1 to 3279 code for a protein of 1092 amino acids. Gene Ontology annotation, molecular function: UMP kinase activity; ATP binding. Gene Ontology annotation, biological process: UDP biosynthetic process; CDP biosynthetic process. The transcript is spliced from 22 exons. Lineage: Eukaryota; Metazoa; Chordata; Aves; Tinamiformes; Tinamidae. The record is from RefSeq and is a predicted model, not a curated record. Gene Ontology annotation, cellular component: nucleus; cytoplasm.
AUGACCCGAGAAGACAAGAGGGAAAGUUUUGAAAAUCAUUUAUACUCUGCAACCUUUUUAAACAGCUCAGAGACURUAUUAUUCUUUUAUGUUGCUGACUCCGACUUCUUAAAACAGCUCACAAAGAAUAACAAAGACAGGUUUCCUGGUGCUCCAGAAAAAGGAGGAUGGGUAGUGGAUAACUAUCCUCUGUCAAUAGAUCACUGGUCAGCRUUAUCAGAGAAAGGACUUUUACCUGACACUGUCGUCUGUCUGCAGAAUACGGAAAAAAAUGGAGCUUUUUUACUGCACAGACUCUACUUGGCAAAUAAGGAUGAAAUUAAUGCUAAGAUUUUGAAAAGACUAAGAGAGGAAGCAUUAAAAGAGAAAGAAGAAGAAGAAGAAGAAAGAAGAGAAAUUCAAGAGAUACUGAAACUGGAGGAAGAGGAGAAAUCUCUAGAGGCUGCUGAGGAGAAAGGUGAAGAAGUUGAAGACCAUGAUGAGCAACCUCUGCCUGAAAACAAACAAUUAUCUGAGAAACACUCCAGUGAUUCUGCUGGUUAUAAAGAAGAAUCUAAACCUGCAGAAGUCACACUACCUGAGUUUCCAGAGGACGGUUUUCCAGAUGUACCAGAAAUGAAAGUAGUUAAAAGGAAGAUUGACCUUUUCAUGCAUGACUGGCAAACCGUGGAGUCAGGAAUCAGUGAUUCACCUCUGGUUCAAGUUGCUGUGUUAGAGAUUGCUGAGCAAAGCCCAGAAAAUCUGCUUGAGCAGAUUGUCCUGGCCAUGGAAACUAAAUAUCAAGAAAAGAUUUAUUAUUUUUCAACUUCUGAGAACAGAGAUAAGUUUCUGGAGAACCCUGAGGAGUAUGUGGCUCAUAAGGAACCAAUACAGGCACCCCCCUUAAGAGUGUGUUUACUGGGGACUCAUGGAUCAGGUAAAACUACUUGUGCACGAUGGAUAGCAGAUAAAAUUGGCAUUUUCCAUAUUCAGUUUGAYGAAUAUCUGCAAGAAAUAAUGAUACGCAAAACUAAAAAGAAGGUUGGGCCUGAUUUUGAYGAUGAACCUGAAGAAGAUGACAUCAAAAUAGCAGCUCUUUCACAGGAACUGGAAGACUUCUCUCUGACUGCGACUAAAACUAAAAUUGAAGCUGAACAUGAAUUUGAAAAGAAAAGCAAACAGGAAAUAGAGCUAACUGAUGAGGAAGAAGCGAUUAAAGCAAAUCUAGUGGAAAAUGAGCCUUUGCCUCCAGAAGUGCUUGAUAACAUUGUUCCUGACUGGUGGAGGAAAGAGCCAUUCCGGAAAGGRGAUGUAUGUGAUGCUGAGUGGCGAGGUUCUCAUCCUGUAUUGGAGAAAGAAUUGUCAGUAAUUAUGAAAAACAUUGUCAGCAAACUUUCUGUGAUAAACUUUACCAAAAUAAUAUUCAGGGAUAAGAAGAUGGCUAGAAGAAGGGCAGAACUUUUGGCAGAACAGAAAAAAAAGAAGCAGGAGGAAUAUGAUGAAACCAGUGAAAAUGAAGAUGAAAAUGAGGAUAUUGAAGCUGUACUUGAAGAAGAGUUUUUGGAAGAAGAAGAAGAGGAAGAAACUGAAGAAGAACAAGAGUCUGAUGCUGUUGAACGUAUGCGAAAUGAAAUUGCAGAAAAGUUUGAAUCAGAAAGAGAUCAUUUACAAAGUGUGCAGGAAGAAUUUGACAGGAUGUUAAUACCUCAGAUCGAGAUCAGUGGAGAACGAAAGCCUCACGUCGUACGCUACCGAAUAUAUAGGAAGCUGAAUCCUCUGGUGGAAAAUCGCAGAAGCAUUUUUGAGAAAUGUUACCCAAUAAGUUUGCCACUUGCACAUAAAAUGCUCAUUUUCUCAUAUAAAUAUCCAAGUUCUUUUGGCCAGUGGGAUCCUGUCAAGCUAAGUGAAGGAGAUAUAAUCAAAUCACCACAGAGCCAUGAAAACCCAGUCUAUCCUGUAAUCCAUCGACAAUAUAUUUAUUUCCUUUCAAUUGCCAAGAAAUUUGCAAGCGCGUAUGGAUUCCUGCACCUGACUGUGGGGGAUGCCAUACGRCUGGUGUUAAACGACCAGCCAGAAAGUGAGCUGGCGCUCGUGAUAAAAUGGCAUCUUCACAAAGGACUCACUGUGCCCGAUGAACUGGCCGUCCAGGCUCUAGACGUGACUCUCAUGAAUCAAAUGUGCACCACUGCUGGAGUUGUUAUGGACGGAUACCCUCUCACAAGGAAACAAGUAAACCUCCUUGAAUCGGUUAGGAUAAUUCCAGCRAAAAUCUUUGAACUGGAAAUGGAUGCAAAAGAAGUGUUCAGAAGAGCACUGUCAGAUAAGGAAAACACAAAUAGACAUCCCUACCCUGACCACGACAGCUCACAGAUUCUCGCUAUCCGAAAUUCCUGUUAUAAACAACACAUCGAUGCAAUAAGGACUUACUAUGAGAAGGAGCAUCAGAACUGGUGUGUGAUUGAUGCCCUUCACAGCAAGUGGUGGAUCUGGAACAAAGUACUCCAGGAAGUUCAAGUGGUGGUUAAAGAAAUCCAGAUAUAUUUGGAAAGAAUAAGAGAAGGCAAAGCAGCCAGCAUUGCUGAUUUAUGCAUCACCCCUGAAGAGCUGCACUAUCGGCUGGGGGAGUUUGGGCAGUACUGCCCUGUCAGCCUUGCAGAGAAACACGAGCUGCUCGACUGCUCCGUAACCUCCUCCCUGCAGUUUGCUGCCGAGUUUCGAGGACACUACUACAAAAUGGCUUCGCAGGAGGAGCUGGAGAAAUUCUUGAAUGAGCCAGAGGUGUAUGUACCACCACUAGCACCUCAUCCUCUUCCACCUCCAGAAAUGCUACCAAAGAAACUAACGGCAGCAGAAGUGAAGGCCUUAUUCCCUAAAAGUGCAGAAAUGCAGGGAUACUGUCCAGUCACUUACCUAGAUGGAAAACAGAGAUAUGAAGCUUUGGUGCCUGGAAACAUUGAAUACGCUGCAAAAUAUCGAGAUAAGGGAGUAGCAACUUCUCUAAUAAAAGCUCUGAAUGAAGUAGGCUGCUUAAAGCCAAAGUUUCCAUUCCUGAGUGUAAAAAAAACUGCUCUGCUGUUUGUGGCCUGUCAUUUAAAAGCCUACAACCCCCGGAGCUCGGAGCCCGUGCGGAGGAAGUACCGCAGGAAACUGGAGCAGUUCGUGGAUCACUGCGCCCUCAUUCCCUACCUGGGCGCCAAGAUGACGUGCCGCUACCGGGAGCCCCACAGCAGGCCUGCYGACCUCGACAGCAAGCUGCGGACCUUCCUCUCCCUGAAGGGCACGAGGCCCAGCUUCCUUUAG